AUGGAUGUAUCAAAUUACGAGUACUUAAGAUCCUAUGGUAUUAAUAACGAACUGAAGAGAAAAAGAACGCACAAGAAGAUCAUAAUAUAUCACAUAGUAGAUAUCAUAAUAUUUUUCUUGUUGUUAUUUAGUUGUUACAAUUUUAAUUUUCAAUUAUGUUAUAAAUACGAAAAAUCGAUAUUUUAUAAUUUUUUUAAAUCAUCAGUUGAUUUAUUUUUGUUGAAUGUAAUAAGAAUAGUAUACACCAUAAUUUUAUUUAGAUUACAUAGAAGGAUAACAGAAUUAAAUGCAUUAGGAAAGGUGUAUGUAAUAUCUAGACAUAUAACAGGUAUAUUAGCAAUAUUGAAUGUAAUUAAAAUGAUAAAUUAUAGUUAUAUAGUCAAAUCAGAGAAUCCUGUUUAUAAUACAGAUAUGUAUUUAAUAACGUUAAAAGUGUUAUUUAUGGUAUAUAGUAUUUUUUCAUCAAUAUAUUAUUAUUUCACACAAUUUAAAUUAUAUAACAUAAAGAAGAAAUAUAUAAUAGCUCGAGUUGAAUUAGAAAAAAUAUUAAUAAAUGAUAUAAAAUCAAAGAAAUAUAACAUAUACAAAUCUGAUGAAAACAGUGGUAUAUUAGGAACAGAUAAUAAUAGUACUAUAAUGAAUAAUGAAUAUUUAAAUCUUGAUUAUAAAAAUUUAUUAGAUAUGAAUAUAUCUUAUAACAAAUUAAAUGAAAAAAUAAAUAAUGAUAUUAUAAAAAAUACUUCUGAUGAUCAGGAGAAAAAUAUGGAUUAUCAUAAUAUUAAUAAUUUUCAGAUAAAGAAAAAAUCCUCUAAUUUUCCUUAUUUAAAUUUUUUUCAUAAACAAAGUAAAGAUAAUAAAAUUGAUGUAAAAGAAACAUUUUUAAAUAAAACGUAUAGUAGUAAACGUAGUAGUAAAGUGGAUGAUAGUAGUAGUAGUAAUAAUAAUAAUAAUAAUAUAAACUCCAAAAUUAAUUAUUUAGAAAAUAAUAUAACAUAUGCAGAAUUUAAAAAAAUACUUGUUCCAUAUUUGUGGCCAAGUAAAAGAAUAGAUAUGAAAGGAAAUAGUUCUAUAUUACGUACAUAUAUUGUUUUAAUAUUUUUAUUUAUAUUAUUAUCAAAAAUAUUUAGUGUAAUUUCUCCUAUAUAUUUAGGUUGGGCAUCAAAUGAAGUAUUAAAAAAAAGUUUAUCAACUUCAAUAUAUUAUUUAGGUUUAUAUGUAAUAUUUUUUUUUAUAUCAAAAUUUUUAAAAGAAGUAUGUGGUGUUUUAUAUUCACAAGUACAACAAUCAGCAUUUAUAGAAUUACAAGAAUCUAUAUUUCAAACAUUUCAUAAUUUAUCAUAUGAAUGGUAUUCUAGUAAAAAUUCAGGUGGUAUUAUGAGAAUAGUUGAUAGGGGUACUGAGAGUGCUAAUAAUUUGAUGAGUUCUGUAUUAAUGUAUAUUAUUCCAGCAACAAUAGAAGGAAUAAUAACAUGUAUUAUAUUUAUUUUUAAAUAUAAAAAUAGUUUAUUAGGUAGUGUAUUAUUUAUAGGUUUAACUUUAUAUAUAUAUUCAACUAUAAAAAUAACUAAAUGGAGAAAAAAAAUAAGAACAAAAGCAAAUGAAAUGGAUAAUGUAUAUCAUGAUAUAGCACAUGAUUCAUUAACAAAUUAUGAAAAUGUAAAAUAUUUUAGUAAUGAAAAAUUUGAAAUUAAAAAAUUUUGUAAUGCUUUAUCAAAUUAUCAUAGAUAUAAUUUAAAAAUAUUAAAUAGUUUAGGUAUUUUAAAUACUGUUCAACAAUUUAUAUUGAAUGGUACAUUAUUCUUUACUUUAUUAUGUGUAAUAUAUAUGAUAGUUAAAGAAGGAUCAGAUCCUGGUGUAUUCAUAAGUGUUGUUGUAUAUACAUCUAAUGUAUUUCAACCUUUAAGUAUAUUAGGAACAUUAUAUGCAACUAUAAUUAAAUCAUUUACUGAUAUAAGUGAUUUAAUAGAUAUUCUAAGAGAUAAAAUUGAUAUAUCAAAUGAUCAAAAUUUGAAAAAGUUUGAAUUAACAUCACAAGAAAAAAAAUUUGGUGUUAGUAUUGAAUUUAAUAAUGUAUAUUUUAAUUAUCCAACACAACCAUUAAAUACAUCAUUAAAAGAUAUUAAUAUUUAUAUAAAACCAGGUACUACAUGUGCUCUUGUUGGUCAUACAGGAUCAGGAAAAACAACCAUUUCAAAAUUAUUAUAUCGAUUCUAUGAUUCUAAAGGAGAAAUAAAAAUAGGAGGACGUAAUAUUAAUGAAUAUACUAGAAACUCUAUUAGAAAUAUUAUAGGUAUAGUACCACAAGAUACCAUUUUAUUUAAUGAAUCUAUAAAAUAUAAUAUUUUAUAUGGAAAACUAGAUGCUACUGAAGAAGAAUUAACACAAGCUGUCAAAUCUGCUCAAUUAUAUGAUUUUAUACAAUCACUUCCAAAAAAAUGGGAUACCUUAGUUGGUGAUAAAGGAGUCAAAUUGUCAGGAGGAGAACGACAAAGAAUAUCUAUAGCUAGAUGUUUAUUAAAAGAUCCUAAAAUUGUUAUAUUUGAUGAAGCAACCAGUUCUUUAGAUUCAAGAACAGAAUUUCUUUUUCAAAAAGCUGUAGAAGAUCUAAGAAAAAAUAGAACCAUUAUUAUUAUAGCACAUAAAUUAUGUACUAUCACAACUGCUGAAUUAAUCAUUCUAUUGAAUAAAGGAAAAAUUAUAGAAAGAGGAACACAUCUAGAUUUAUUAAAAUGUAAUGGGGAAUACACAGAAAUGUGGAAUAUGCAAUCAAAGUCAAAUGAACCAUAUAAUGAAACAAGUUCUUCAACUGAUAAAGACCAAGAUAAUAAAAAAAAUAAUGAUAUUAUACUUAAUACAUCUAAAAAUAUUAACACCACAAAUUUUAAGUCAGACAGUGAAGAAAAUAGUCAACAACUUAGUGACGCAAAUAAUCAUUUUAAUCAAUCAAAAACUAAUGAUCACAAUAAUAAUAUUAAUUUAGACAAAAAAAAAGAAGAAUCACAAUUUAUUAUUACAAAGGAUAACACACAUAUGGAUGAUCAUAAUAUUAAUGAAAAAAAAUAG
Plasmodium gaboni is the source of this 3063-nucleotide messenger RNA. RefSeq names its product multidrug resistance protein 2 (heavy metal transport family). NCBI's taxonomy places the organism in Eukaryota, Apicomplexa, Aconoidasida, Haemosporida, Plasmodiidae. Gene Ontology annotation, biological process: transmembrane transport. Gene Ontology annotation, cellular component: membrane. Bases 1 to 3063 code for a protein of 1020 amino acids. The record is from RefSeq and is a predicted model, not a curated record. Gene Ontology annotation, molecular function: ATP hydrolysis activity; ABC-type transporter activity; ATP binding. The transcript has a single exon.